Messenger RNA from Calypte anna (Anna's hummingbird), 5672 nucleotides. It is a transcript of the gene CRTC1, whose product is annotated as CREB regulated transcription coactivator 1. Gene Ontology annotation, cellular component: nucleus; cytoplasm. The record is from RefSeq and is a predicted model, not a curated record. Lineage: Eukaryota; Metazoa; Chordata; Aves; Apodiformes; Trochilidae. Gene Ontology annotation, biological process: protein homotetramerization; positive regulation of transcription by RNA polymerase II. Gene Ontology annotation, molecular function: cAMP response element binding protein binding. The coding region runs from base 80 to 1942 and encodes 620 amino acids. The transcript is spliced from 14 exons.
CUCCACCUCUUUCCCCCCCCCCUCCUCCUCCUCCUCCUCUUCCCCUCCGGCGCGGGGAGGGGGAUGCGGACGGGGGAAGAUGGCGGCCUCGAACAACCCGCGGAAAUUCAGCGAGAAGAUCGCGCUGCACAACCAGAAGCAGGCGGAGGAGACGGCGGCUUUCGAGGAGGUCAUGAAGGACCUGAGCCUGACCCGCGCCCACCGGCUACAGCUGCAGAAAACCCAAUAUUUGCAACUGGGACAGAGUCGUGGCCAGUACUAUGGUGGGUCACUGCCAAAUGUGAAUCAGAUUGGAAACAGUGCCAUGGAUCUGCCCUUCCAGACUCCUUUUCAGUCAUCAGGGCUGGACACCAGCAGGACAACUCGGCACCACGGGCUGGUGGACAGAGUCUAUCGGGACAGGAACCGCCUGGGCUCCCCGCACCGCCGUCCUCUCUCUGUGGAUAAACAUGGGAGACAAGUGGACAGCUGUCCCUAUGGCACUGUGUACCUGUCACCACCAUCAGACACAAGCUGGAGAAGGACAAAUUCUGAUUCUGCUUUACACCAGAGUACUAUGACUCCAGCUCAGCAAGAAUCCUUUUCAGGAGGGUCACAGGACAUGCAGCAGAAAAGAGUUUUAUUACUGACAGUCCCUGGAAUGGAGGAAACCACCUCUGAGGCAGACAAAACCCUCUCUAAGCAAGGCUGGGACACUAAAAAGACUGGGUCAUCAAGACCUAAAUCAUGUGAAGUUCCAGGAAUCAACAUCUUCCCAUCAGCUGACCAGGAAAACACUACAACACUGAUUCCUGCCACACACAACACUGGUGGCUCCCUGCCAGACCUGACAAACAUCCAUUUCCCUUCCCCUCUCCCAACACCAUUAGAUCCUGAGGAAUCCACAUUCCCAGCCCUCAGUAGCUCCAACAGCACUGGGAAUCUUGCUGCCAAUCUGACUCACUUGGGCAUCAGCACUGCCAGUCAGGGAAUGACAACCACACCAGCCCCUUCCCAGCAGCACCGCGCGCCCACCGUCAGUCCCCUCUCCUUGAGCGCAGACUCCAGGCGACCACAGACACAGCAAAUGUCUCCCACACUUUCCCCUUUGUCACCAAUUACUCAGGCCGUGGCUAUGGAUGCAUUGUCCCUGGAGCAGCAGCUUCCCCCAUAUCCCUUUUUUACCCAGACAACUUCCCAACAACAACAGCAGCAGACCCAGGUGGCAAGUUCCCUGCCUCAGAACACUCCUUUAAUGCAGACCUCUGGUUUACAACGAGGAACACAGCUCCCCCCACUCUCCGUCACGGUACCUUCUACCAUCCCACAGUCACCUCCAGGCAGCCAGACCCAACCAUCCAUGGGAAUAGACAUCAACUCGGCUUCACUCCAGCAGUACCGCAGUAAUGCUGGAUCCCCAGCCAACCAGUCUCCCACCUCUCCUGUCUCCAAUCAAGGCUUCUCUCCUGGCAGCUCCCCUCAACAUUCUUCCAUUCUGGGGAGUGUAUUUGGUGACUCCUAUUAUGAUCAGCAGAUGACAGCUAGGCAGGCUAAUGCCCUAUCCCAUCAGCUUGAACAAUUUAAUAUGAUAGAAAACGCCAUUAGUUCCAACAGCCUCUACAGCCCCUGCUCCACCCUCAACUACUCCCAAGCAGCUAUGAUGGGACUUACUGGCAGUCAUGGCAGCUUGCAGGACUCACAGCAGCUGAACUACUCCAGCCAUGGAAACAUCCCCAACAUCAUUCUUACAGUGACAGGAGAAUCUCCUCCCAGCUUAUCAAAAGAACUGACCAGCUCUUUGGCAGGAGUGGGAGACGUCAGCUUUGACACGGAUUCACAAUUCCCUCUGGAUGAACUCAAAAUUGACCCUUUAACCUUGGAUGGACUGCACAUGCUGAACGACCCAGACAUGGUCCUCACCGACCCCGCCACAGAGGACACGUUCAGGAUGGAUCGGCUGUGAAGCAGGGACACCAGGAGCGUGGGAAUGAUGCUUGUUCCUGGAGCCCAGCCCAACUGGAGAGCCCGAUGGGUCAGUCGUGGCAGAACAGGAGCUGCUGAGAGCAGUUGCUCUGUCCUGUACACCCUGUACACAAUGAGUAAAGCUUGUUGUUCUAAGCUUGCAAGCGCUGCAGACCCCCUACUCCCCCGUCGCGCCGUAUUUCACCCCUUCAUCUGCUCAUUGCCAUGAAUGAGUAAGGAAUUCCCAUCAGCCUUUUCCUCUCCAGAGCCACCCCCCACCCUUCUCCCCCUUCUCCCUCUCCCUUUUUUCCCCUCCCCACCAAAAAAGCUCCAGCGUUCUGUUGUGGGUUUAUCCUUUGCACUAGAGAAAGGAGUUGGGUUUGGGCAGGCGAGGAAGGGGCAGAGAUUUUCUCACCCCCCAACCUGGUGGCUGCUGGUUGGGACAGGGAGGGGAAAGCACCAACUAAACCCCCCCUGCCCAUCUCCUUCCACUGAUCCAAAAGCAAAUCUCAGCAUUGCCACCCUCCUUGGGGGGUGGGUUUCAAGGUGGGUUUGACUCUGCUUUGUGACAGCUGCUUCGUAGAGUGAAAUGCUUCUUCUGUGGUCCAGCUGCCUGUGUCUGCUCGCAGGUUCCUUCCCCUGCCUGGUGUCCUGCACCCACUGCCUCUUCUCAUGCCCUCAGCAAACUUGGCAAGGCAGAACAGCAGCCCCAGGGCUUUGUGUAGUCCAAAAAAAAAAAAAAAGGCAACUGUAAACACUAUUUUCAAAGUCGUUUUUUUUUUUCUUCUUUUUGUUUUGUUUUUGUUUAUAAUAUAUAUGUAAUAUAUAUAUAUUUCUAUAUAUGUAUACAUAUAUAUAUAUAGGAUUUCUGAGCACACAAAAAGUACUAUAGUUCAUUACUUGAUUAGCAUGGAGGAAGGAUGAGAGCAUUUUAGAGCAGCUAAAAGAGUAGAGGAGACUAACUUGCAGAGCAUAUUUCUAAUUUCACUUUAUGAGAGAUUCCUGGGCAACAGGAAGGGCAUUCCUAUAGCAAUGCCUGGCUCAAAUCAUGACUUAUUUUUUAUUUUUUAUUCUUAUCAUUACUUAUUCUGUUACUGUUAUUUAUGACCUUUGUUUGUUGUUGGUUUUUUUUUAUUUAAGUAUUUGGAUAUUAGGAAAGUAGCUAAACUACAUACAGCCAAUUGAAGCACUCUACAUAAUACUUGUACAGGACAUCUUUUUUUUUGUUUUUUUCCUUGUGUUUUUAUUCCAGAAAUAUAUUAUAUAUAUUAUAUAUAUAGGUAUUUUUAACUAACUGGAAUUUUAAACAGACGUGGAGCAGAAGGAAGCUGAAGGCAAGCCUUGAUGUUUUCCUUUCAUAAAGUCAAAAUAGGGUGGCAGGAACUUCAGGAUUCCUUCUUUUCACCCUGGGGAAAAACUGGCUUGCUCCCUGUACUGUAUCCUCAGCCAGGUGGAGAUUCUGUUGGAUUUAUCAUCAUUUCUCUUGGUCCUGGUUAAGGUUCUGGCCUGGGGUGGAAUGGACCAGAGAGAGACACUGCAUCAAAACCCAACAAACCCAAACCACAAACCUUGGCCUCUGACCUUGGUGGUUUCACUUAAAUGUCAGGGCUGAAUUGGGGAUGAUUCCCCCAUUUCUGCACUUAGCAAAUUUGGCAAAAAAAAAAAAAAAAAAAAGCAUUUAAAGAUUUCUGAAGAGCCCAGCCAGCCAGGGGGGUUCUGUUGGAACAGUUUCUUCCUUACAGUGUGAGAUCUGCACAGUCACAGGGUCCAGAAAUACCCAACCCUUCAGUAGGAGAGAAUUAACAUUAUUUUGGAGCCUUUCUACCCAAAACCUAGAGGUAGUCCCACCUCUUCUGGCUCUCCUCUCACUCCACAUCACCUGGGUUGGUUUGUUUUAUUUUAUUUAAAACUGGGUCCAUUCUUCUUCAGCUGUCAGGAAGGCAAAAAAAACCCAAAACCCGUCAGUGUUUCUGCCCAGCCCCUUCCCCUCCAGAAAGAUUAAUUAAUUUUCUUUUUUUGGGUUGUUGUUCCUUGCUGUUUUCAGCAGGUGAUAAGGAAGUUCUGCAGAGGAACUCUUUAUCAGUUAUCUUAGGUUUCUGUGUGCUUCCAGAAAUCUGUCCUGAGAUUCAGGCAAACACUGCUGAGCAGGAUUGUUGUUGGGAUCUCUCUAAUCUGUUUGCUCACGUUUGUGCCAUUAGUUGACCAUUUGCACUAAAAAUGUUGGGUUUUUCUUUAGAUCAUUUCUCUCUUUUUGUUUAAAUAUUAUUAUUUCUCCCUUCCCACACGAUGGAAAAGUUUUUAUUAAAAGUGUGGGGUUUUUUUUUUAAAUUUAUCAGAAUUGAAGCUCAGUGCUUAACUCCCAAUGUCUGCUUAUUUCAGAUUUCUAAUGCUUUUUCAGUUUAAGGAGGAGGAAAAAACAAAAACCAAACCAAAACCACCUCAAUAAAUUAAGGUAGCUACAAACAGGAGGAAACCCCAAAAGACCAGGAAGGAUUUGGGCACAGGUGACUCCAAGUCUUUGCUUUCAGACAGCCACAGGUACAGUGUGAAUUGAACAAGCUUCUUCUAAUUAGAUGGAUUUCUGUCCUUACCUCUCUCUCUCUUGUUCAAGUGACUCCUGUGCAUGGAAAUUCUUGUUUGUGAUUUAUUUUUUUAAAACCCAGAGUCACUUCAGAACGAAGCAUCCAAGCAGGAGAGGAGAUUCCUCACUGGAGGUUUUGGCAGGGAGCUGUUGCUAAAUGCUACCCUCUCAUUUUAUUUUAUUUUAUUUUAUUUUUUAAACACGUGUAUAUAAGAGAUCUUGUUUACCAGACUUGUAAGUAGACAUUGAAAAUGGCCUUAAUUAAAAAAAAAAAAGGAAAAAAAGAAAAAAAAAUAACAUGUCUGGAUGCAACUGUCAAAAUUAGGGACCAUCUAGAGGAGAGAAAUCCAGGUUUUUGUUCCUCUGGUGCAGGGCAGAGGGAGAAGGGAGCUUUGGGAGUGGGAAGGAGGGAUGUGACGUCAUGGUGGGCAGCAGAUGAUGUCAUGGUGUGUGACCAGAUGUGUUUCAUCUCCUGAGCCCCAGUGGUGGGCAGCCAGAAGCUGCUUUUUGGGCACUGAUCCUUUGAGAAGCAGAGCAGUGAGCUCAACAGCUCUUGGAUUUUCCUGCCUGACAGCAUCACCCAGGAGCUGCACUUCCAGAGGGAUUUUUCUCCCUUUCUUCCCCUAAAACCCCAAGUUUUUUUCAUUUUAGCAUUUUUUUGGAAAGCCAACCCCCUCUUAUUAAGUUGCCAGAUGAUCCCCAGCGUUUCUGGAGCAAAUAAUCUGAUUUUAAUUGCUAAUAUGCUUUCAUUUGAAUUCCUGGCUUUCAGGAGCUGUUGGGAAGGACUGGUCCUGCCCAGCUGGGGAAGGAGGAGAGCAGAAAGAGAAGAAAGUCACUUAGCAAACAAAGUUAAAAAAAAAAAAGUAAAAAAAAGAAAUUAUAUAUAACUUUAUCAGUUAAAUGCUGUUGAAACUGUCUGGUGUCUCCAAGGGUCACUGCCCAAACAUCCCUGCUGUGGAUGACCCUUCCACAUGGAGUGAACCCUUCUCCCCUUCCCCCCCACGUGUUUUUAUAGCUAGAAAUAUAUUUAUAUUCCCAAAUUCCCAAGCUAGACUGUUGCAUUUGCCAAUACAGUGGGGAAAGGCUAGGAAUAAACCUGCAGUGUCCAACAAUACUGUGAGUUUUAAACUUUAUUUUGAUUUUUUUUUUU